This is a messenger RNA of Penicillium malachiteum, 687 nucleotides long. RefSeq lists its product as uncharacterized. The transcript has 4 exons. Gene Ontology annotation, biological process: 'de novo' protein folding. Gene Ontology annotation, cellular component: endoplasmic reticulum membrane; endoplasmic reticulum. NCBI's taxonomy places the organism in Eukaryota, Fungi, Ascomycota, Eurotiomycetes, Eurotiales, Aspergillaceae. The record is from RefSeq and is a predicted model, not a curated record. The coding region runs from base 1 to 687 and encodes 228 amino acids.
AUGAUUUGGAUUUGGGGUCUUUUUGUGGCCGUUGUGGCUGCCAGCGUGGACGAUUUGGUUGGUACAUGGACUACUAAGUCUCGGGAAGUAGUGACCGGUCCAGGAUUUUACGAUCCGCUCAAUGACAAGCUCCUCGAGCCGAACUUGACUGGCAUUUCUUACUCGUUCGAUGCAGAUGGACACUAUGAAGAGGCUUUGUACCGUGCGCUAGCUAACCCAACCGAUCCAUCCUGUCCUUCCGGGAUCAUGCAAUGGCAGCAUGGAUCUUAUGUCGUCGGUACUGAUGGAACUAUCACAUUGACUCCAAUCGCUGUUGACGGCCGACAAUUGCUAUCAGAGCCCUGCAAACGAGGAACAGGCAGUUAUACCCGAUACAAUACCACAGAGCAUUUCAAGGGAUUCUCCGUCUCUCUCAAUGCAUACCAUGGUGUCCAAAGACUUGACCUUACUCAGGCUGAUGGUCAGAUUAUGCACCCUAUGUACUUGGUCUACAAACCCCCGAAAAUGCUUCCAACAAACACCUUGAACCCAAACCCAACCGAGUCUCACAAUAAGCGAGAUCUAUCUUCAAUUUCUGCUCCUAACUUUAACGUUGUCAUUCAAGAGGAGAUCAUGAAUCCAGAUCGGUGGUGGUGGUUGGGUGUAUUUAUGACUUCUCUCGGUGGGAUGGCCUUCUUCUUCUCUUGA